Molecule: messenger RNA, 2903 nt
Organism: Heterobasidion irregulare TC 32-1
Lineage: Eukaryota; Fungi; Basidiomycota; Agaricomycetes; Russulales; Bondarzewiaceae
Exons: 15
Coding region: 243-2903 (886 amino acids)
Biological process (GO): mRNA export from nucleus
Cellular component (GO): nuclear pore
Molecular function (GO): structural constituent of nuclear pore
Source: RefSeq, a predicted model, not a curated record
AGAGCCAGCGCAUGAGCCACAAGGUGGCAGUGCAGGCGUACACAAAGGAGCACGACACCUUGAAGAGCAUGCUUGUGCGCACUGGGGGCGGCGCCAGUGCAGAACCAUAUGUCAACGGAACUGGGAGCUGGACUGGGAGCGGGGGCGUGAGUGGUGCAGCAAAGAGCGUCGCGUCGGAGCUGUAGGAGGUCGUACCAGAGUCGGAGCUGGCAAAGAUCUAGAGCUAGUUCGAUACGUAUAAGAUGCAGAUGGGGGUCGACAGCGUGCGGGUGCGCAACAAGCUCGUGAAGUUGCAGUGGGAAAACGGGCAGCUCAGGGUGUUGUUUUCCAAGGCUAACGCAAAGAUCGAGUACACGGCGGGUCACAAGAUAACGCUGGAGAAGUACACAAACCAGGCGGAGGACUUGCGGGAUAUGAACGUUAUCAGUGCGAACGGAAAGGUUGAGCAGCUUUUCAAUGAGCGCGCAAACUUGCACACGGAGAAGUGGAUUUGGGAGAUGUGCGUUGUGCCUUUUACUGUUUAUUCCUCUGUGUUCUUCUUAAUUGGAUGGACAUUGAUCAACUGUCGAGGUGGGAGCGGCAUGCAGAACCGCUUACUGGAAGAGAACAAGGUGCUUUUGAUUGAGUGGUCACGUCUGUCGGAUCGGAUGGGCAACGUGCAGAAGAUACAUAUGGAUCUCGAGUGCUCGGGCGAGAAUGAUAAAAGGUGGCUGGAGAGUCAAAUCCAGAUGUUGGAGAAUCAGACCCAGGAUCUUAGGAGCCAACUUAGCCAGGAACAUGAUAGUGUUAGGCAUCUGACACUGAAGAAAGAGAUUGAGGCGCAGGAAUUAUUGCAUACCCGCGAGUUGCUGAUCGGCGCUCAAAUGAGCAAAAUGUAUCUCAAGGAAUGCGUCGCAGAGCUUUCAUGCCAGCUCCAGGGCAACGAGGAGAAGCUGACCGUGUACGAACGGCGUGGGUCUACUAGCGCUCUGGCGAACGGUGGCGCGCAGCCAGAGGUCUCUGGCGCUGAUCAUCUGUGCAAGGAGCAGCACCUCAAGGCUGAGGUUGCCAAACUCGACCUGGCAAAUGCGCAAGGCCAUGUGCAGCAGUUCCAAGAGAUCAGCCAGGCGACUGAAGUGGUGCUAGCAGGGUUGAAUGCGACCUACGAUGCCUGCAAGUCAUCCACGGAGUCGCAGCUCGCGAAGCACGAGUCUGACUAUAACGCUCUGUCGGAGAACUUGCACGUCGUCCAGCAGGAGCUGACGGCAUCUCGGGAGGUGAUGACGGAGACGAAGCGCACGUUUGACAAGGAGUGGGAGUCCCACGCCGCGCAUCGCUCGCAACAAACAUUCAUCAACACAUCUUCUGCAACCAUGUUUCACCUCCAAUCCUUAAUUCAUGCCAACUACCGCAAGUCACUCUUCACGUCGCGAUCCGCUCUUGUCAAGGACACUAAUGCUUUGCUCAAUGCGUCUGACCUCCCGUCCAGCCUCUUAUCUUGGAAUAGCAAGGCAUCGCCCACCGCUGCACUCUCCAGCGCAUGUGAGCGCCCCCAUUGUGAACCUAGCACCAAUAUCAUUCCUUUCCCUACCAAUAGCCAUCCCGAUUCUUCCAUCUCGUCUGCUCUACUGCUAGACUAUGAGUCUUUAUCGCUACCAAAAUGGGUGCUCCCGCUUGAUGUGCCCAGGCAACGAUGCCAGAUGCCACCGUCCCACUCCCUCGCACGGCGCCACAAACCUCUGCCUCUUCCUAGUGUCAUAUGCCAACACAGCGCCAGCCAGUCGAGCACACGGCUGUUUUUCAAAGCGCAGGCGGUCAUCCAGAGCAAGAUCAGAUACUAUGUGCCCAAGACAGAAGACUUGGCAUAUCCCAAUAAAAUUGUUGCCACGUGUACGCCCAUGACGGGGUUGCGGGAGAAAGAGCGCGAGAGCGUGCACCAGCUGUUUGGUGCUCAGAAUCAAACCUCACUUGCCAGCUUCGAGCGUCGCGACACGUGGUUCCUGAUGCUCGAUACAACGGCACGCGUGCUUGCACAGCUGCACGACUUUGUUUGGGUAGGUGCUACGCUGGAUGCGCAUCUGUUCCUUGUACGCUACCUCCUCAUUCUCAAGGAGAUGACACAAAACCUCACAUUUGGUGAGACAAGCCGAGAUGAGGCGAGUGUCAGCAGACACAGUAUUAUGAUGGGGAGUUACGGUAUGACAGACACACUUGUGGCAAUGGUCUUGCGCAUGACGUUGAUGCCACCUGAUUCACUCGUCGCAUUGCUCAGUAUGCUGAAAGGAGAUGCAGAUAUCCUGGAUGCUAAGCAUGUUGACGCGCAUCAUAAUGCGGCCCUGGGCUCUACAAACACGAAGACUGGACCGGUGACUGCACAUUCUUGGGCACAGCAGGAGGUCGCAGAGAAACUUGAUGCAGACUUCUGCUUGCUCUGUGCAUGUGAGCUCUGUGCAGAUGCAGCCCGCAUCGGGCUGUACCUUGAGGAUCGGUGCAUGCCUGAUGUCCUGUUGUCGCAUGUGUGGGAAUGCACUGCGGAGGUAUAUUGUGAUUUUGCAGAUCUUGUUGGAAGCAUGUUUUACAUUGGCGUCCCAUUUUUUGUCAAACAUGAGGAGUGUGCCAACUUGAUUUGUGCACGUAGCAUAGACACUUGCCUCCUGCCCUCAGCCCCAGGCUCGGCGGGUGCACAUGACACUGACAGGGAUGACAUCAAUUGGGUGGAACAUCGUAAUUGUGAGCGCACGCUUGUCUCUUGCAUCAGCAAAAGUGACAAAACGUGGGAUGGCCUUGGAUGGAUUGGGGGGUUAUAUAAUCUCAAGAGCCUGCAGGCAAGGUCAUAUAUGGCAUUGCAUUUGCUGCACUCUCCUUGGUGGUUUGGUGCAAUUGUUGUAUUAGAUUGCAAUCUGGAGGCCCCGAUGCCAAUAUAA